AGUCUACCGAGCCCGAGUGGCCCUGCAGCGUCCUGGAGGUGUCUGCUCCGCCGCAGCGUUCUCGGAGGUUGUGUCGGAGAGCCUCCUAGCACGCGGGCCCGGGAUGGCUCUUCCCCGGCCAGGCGAGGCCGCCCCUCCGGACAAGGUGUGCUACCCCCCCGAGAGCAGCCCGCAGAACCUGGCCGCGUACUACACGCCUUUCGCGGCCUAUGGACACUACAGAAACGGCCUGGCCACCGCGGAGGAAGACUUCCAACCCUUCCGGCAGCUGGAGGCCGCCGCGUCUGCUGCCCCGGCCAUGCCCCCCUUCGCCUUCCGCAUGGCGCCUCCCGUGCUGAGCCCGAGUCUGGGCCUACAGAGGGAGACUCUCUACGAUCUGCCCUGGUACGGCAAGCUGCCACCGUGGUACCCAAUUCCUCACGUCCCCAGGGAAGUGCCGCCCUUCCUGAGCUGCAGCCGCGAGUACAUGGGGGCCAGCGGUGAAGAUCUGGGCCACCAAAUCACUGGUGGCCGCAACGAGAGUGACCCGUGUUGUGGACCCGAAACUUUCAUUCCACCGCCCCCUGUGGAUGCCUCUCUGUUACCUGAUGGGCUGAGGACUUCGCAGUUAUUACCUUGCUCACCAAGCAAGCAGUCUGAGGAUGGUCCCAAACCCUCCAACCAAGAGAGGACGUCGCCUGCCCGGUUCCACUUCACGAAGGAAGAUCUGCACUUCGUUCUAUACGGGACCACUCCCAGCCUGGAGCACCCAGCCAGCCUGCAGCAUGCGAUUUCAGGGCUCCUGGUCCCCACAGACAGCUCUGGAUCUGAUUCUCCUCCGCAAACUCUGGAUAAAGACUCCCUUCAACUUCCAGAAGGUCUGUGCCUCAUGCGGACCGUGUUUGGUGAAGUCCCACAUUUCGGCGUGUUCUGCAGUAGUUUUAUUGCCAAAGGAGUCAGGUUUGGGCCCUUUCAAGGUAAAGUGGUCAACGCCAGUGAAGUGAAGACGUACGGAGACAAUUCUGUGAUGUGGGAGAUCUUUGAAGAUGGUCGUUUGAGCCACUUUAUAGAUGGAAAAGCAGGUAUGGGGAAUUGGAUGUCCUACGUCAACUGUGCGCGCUUCCCCAAGGAGCAAAACCUAGUUGCUGUGCAGUGUCAAGGGCAUAUAUUUUAUGAGAGCUGCAAAGAGAUCCACCAGAACCAAGAGCUCCUUGUGUGGUAUGGAGACUGCUAUGAGAAAUUUCUGGACAUUCCUGUGAGCCUUCAGGUCACAGAGCUGGGGAAGCAGCCAUCUGGGCCCUCUGAAGAGUCUGCAGAAGGCUACAGAUGUGAAAGAUGUGGAAAGGUAUUUACCUACAAAUAUUACAGAGACAAGCACCUCAAAUACACCCCCUGUGUGGACAAGGGCGAUAGGAAAUUUCCCUGUUCUCUCUGCAAACGAUCCUUUGAGAAGCGGGACCGGCUGCGGAUCCACAUUCUUCAUGUUCAUGAGAAGCACCGGCCUCACAAGUGUUCUACGUGUGGGAAGUGUUUCUCUCAGUCUUCCAGCCUAAACAAACACAUGCGAGUCCACUCUGGAGACAGACCGUACCAGUGUGUGUAUUGUACUAAGAGGUUCACAGCCUCCAGCAUACUCCGCACACACAUCAGGCAGCACUCUGGGGAGAAGCCCUUCAAAUGCAAGUACUGUGGUAAAUCAUUCGCAUCCCAUGCUGCCCAUGAUAGCCAUGUCCGACGUUCACACAAGGAGGAUGAGUGCUGCUCCUGUAGCAUCUGUGGGAAAAUGUUCUCAGAUCAAGAAACAUUCUACUCCCACAUGAAGUUUCAUGAAGACUGUUAGCCUUGCCAGGCACAGUGGCUCACGCCUGUAAUCCCAGCACUUUGGGAGCCCAAGGCAGGUGGAUCACUCAAGUCCAGGAGUUCCAGACCAGCCUGGGCAACAUGGUGAAACCCCUUCUCUACCAAAAAACUACAAAAAUUAGCCAGGGAUGGUGGCACAUGCCUGGGGUCCCAGCUACUUGGGCAGUUGAGGCGGGAGGAUGGUUUGAGCCCAGGAAGCAGAGGUUGCUAUGAGCUGAGAUCGCCCCACUGCUUCUCAGCCUGGGUGACAGCCAGACCCGUCUCAAAAAAAAAAAAACCACUAGCCCUCAGAGCAUGGAGACACCGUGAAAACAAGGGAUUCAGAUUCUCUCUAUUUCUUAUGGGUUAUAGAAGUCCCUGCAGUU
Sapajus apella (tufted capuchin) is the source of this 2204-nucleotide messenger RNA. RefSeq names its product PR/SET domain 14 (gene PRDM14). NCBI's taxonomy places the organism in Eukaryota, Metazoa, Chordata, Mammalia, Primates, Cebidae. Gene Ontology annotation, biological process: regulation of transcription by RNA polymerase II. Bases 104 to 1819 code for a protein of 571 amino acids. Gene Ontology annotation, cellular component: nucleus. The record is from RefSeq and is a predicted model, not a curated record. Gene Ontology annotation, molecular function: protein binding; RNA polymerase II transcription regulatory region sequence-specific DNA binding. The transcript has 8 exons.